AUGCCCCCGAAGCCAUUUAAGCCCUACGGCUCCCCGCCACCGUUCGAUUUUGACGAAUAUAAGGACGCCUUUGAGCUCUGGCAGCGCCAGUGGACUAUAUUUUUGGCCUUAUCUACCAUCGAUACAGCCCUUCCUCAAGCGGACCGCGGGUCCUAUAAGGCAAAUAUGCUGCUGUCCUGCUUAUCAAAGCCUACUUUACAGGCCAUCUGCACGAUGGGCCUGUCCGAUGCCGAACUUGGUGACCCCGACAUUACCAUCGGCAAACUUCGUGAACGGUGUAACGCUGGGAGGAAUUGCCACGUUUGGCGCCAACAAUUCGCCCUUCGUAUACAACGUGAAAAAGAAUCCGUAGACAGUUGGGUUUGCGAGCUGCGCGAUCUCGCACAAAAAUGCGAAUUCAACACGGAUUGUUGCAACAAAUGCCAGGACACCCGGUUGUUGGGCCAAAUCAUUUACGGCGUCCACAGUGAUGAAGUUCGGCGUAAGUUGUUGCAGGAAGGCGCUACACUAUCCCUCACCAACGCUUUAACAACACUGCGCACGGCCGAAGCAACACUAAUGCAGGCAGCUAACCUGCGGCAAAACGAUCCACCAUCUAUCCAGCAAAUCAAAAACAAUACCGCCAAAACCGACUCAAAGUCCGCUGCUCGUUCCCCGCACCCAGCUUCCCAACGCAACUUCCGGCGUGGCCCACCAGCAGGUGCCCCACCACACGGAUGUUGGAACUGCGGAGCCGAUUCGUUCCACCCAAAGUCUGAAUGCCCAGCCAAUGGAAAAGAAUGUGGCGGCUGUGGCAUAAUAGGCCAUUUUCAAAAAGUCUGCUCACGAAAAUCUUCGAAACCCGAGACAGCGGGAAGUAUCGUCAUCGGUUCCAUUUUACCAGGGGAACUUAUUGAAACCAGCGUCUCGCCUGCCGACAGCGACACGCCCACAGCAGUGCUCUUCCUGCCCGACACGGGCGCCUCGAUUGAUGCCGUACCACAUGCACUUCACCAAUCGCGAUUCGCCGCGACUCCACUUUGCCCCAUCACAACGCGAGCCGUAACGGCGACUGGCGAUGCCAUAACGUCAUUUGGCACCUUCCAGGCAACCAUUAGCGUAGGACCCGUCAACGGAGGCACGCCAGUACUUACCACCAUCCACGUCCUUAAAAAUCUCCAGCAACCAGUUCUAUCAAAAGAAACGCAGAAAAAACUCGGCAUCCUACCCCUGGAUUACCCCCAUUGGCGCGUUCAGCAAAUCACAGCCCAUCCUACGGAUUUAGAGAAAGCUAAUAAGCUGAAAUAUUUAAUGGCUGCCCAUCCCCUCAUCUUCGACGGUAUAUGUCGCCCCAUGGUAGGCCCUCCCUGCCACUUCCAGUUAGCCGACGGUGCCAUACCAUCCGCGAUGAGAGGUUCGCGACCAGUCUCCGUCCCGUUGCUUCCAAAACUCAAAACAGAGCUGGAUUCGCUCGAGGAGCAACAAAUCAUCUGCAAGGACGGCGGCAUACGCGUAUGUGUCGAUUUUACCCCCCUUAACGCCUUCAUCGUCCGUCCAACAUUCGAAACGGCCACCCCGUUCCAGGCCGUCCGUUCGAUUCCGGCCGGGAUGCGCUUUUUCACCGUCAUCGACGCGUUAAAAGGAUACCACCAGGUGCCAUUAGACGACGAGUCAGCGACGAUGACCACCUUCUCAACCCCGUUUGGCCGCUACAUGUACCGCCGGUUGCCUUUCGGUGUUUGCCACGCCGGUGACGACUACAGCCGACGCGUUUCGGCUGUAUUCGAUGAUAUUCCAAAUUGCCGUCGGAUAAUUGAAGACAUCCUCAUAUUCUCCGAGACAUACGAGGAGCACAUUUCUCUCGUCCAACAAGUGUUCCAGCGCGCCGCCGACAACCAAAUCGCCAUCAACACCGGUAAAAUCCAAUUUGCCCAGCCGUCUGUUCUGUUUGGCGGCUAUAUCCUGAGCAACACCGGCUUCCAGCCCAACCCGGAACUCUUAUCGGCCAUCAGUCGAUUUCCUACCCCCACCAACAUCACGGAGAUGAGAGCGUUCCACGGUCUGUGCCAGCAGAUGGGCAAUUUCUCCGACAACUUAGCAGCGGCACUCGCCCCCCUUUCCCCCCUUUUAAAAAAGAAUUUCCAGUGGGAAUGGACAACACAGCACGACGCCGCCUUCAACGCUGCCCGCUCCGAAUUGUCGUCUUCCGCCGAGCUGUCCUUUUACAACCCAGCACUACCCACGGCCCUCCAUGUCGAUGCCUCCCGCCUGAGGGGUCUUGGUUUUAUACUCCGUCAACAAAAUCCCAAUGGGAAGUGGAACGUGGUCCAGGCCGGAUCACGUUUUCUAUCCGACGCGGAGACACGCUACGCCAUGAUCGAGCUGGAGUGCCUGGCCCGCUGGAUCCCUGGGAAGGAGAAUCUAAUGGCCGACGCCCUCUCGCGUUCGCCUGUCCACCCCGCAUAUCCAGUGGAUGAACUGGCGGAAGGCCCAACAUCAUUCUCCACCCGUGUGGCGCUGAUAUCCACCAUCGACGGAUCAGACCCCUGCACGAGCGACCCGCUCCUCGACAAGGUGUCAGCUGCCGCCGCGGUUGACCCCGUCAUGAUUGCUUUACGUGACGUCAUCCGAACCGGUUUUCCCAACGAGAAAUGCAACUUACCGCUGCCCCUUCGUCCUUUCUGGUGCGUCAGAAGCCUCCUCGCCAUCGACAAAGACGACGACAUCAUCGUGAUGGGCUGCCGUGUCGUCAUUCCAGAGGCCGUUCGUCGUGAGGGUCCUCAAAAUCUUAUCUUGAUGCACCAGGGCUCAACAAAGCUACGGCAACGGGCCCGUCAAACCAUGUAUUGGCCGUCCAUGGACAGCGAGAUCAUCACCGCGGCCCGUGCUUGUCCCACUUGCACUGAACAUCUUCCCUCACACCCGCCGGAACCUUUGCUGCCCCACCAGAAAGCAUCGCGGCCGUUCGAGUUUAUCCAUGCCGACCUCGGAUGCCACAACGGUCGCGAUUUUUAA
Molecule: messenger RNA, 2994 nt
Organism: Daphnia magna
Lineage: Eukaryota; Metazoa; Arthropoda; Branchiopoda; Diplostraca; Daphniidae
Exons: 3
Coding region: 1-2994 (997 amino acids)
Source: RefSeq, a predicted model, not a curated record